This is a messenger RNA of Prorocentrum cordatum, 861 nucleotides long. Lineage: Eukaryota; Dinophyceae; Prorocentrales; Prorocentraceae. The record is from the annotation of a GenBank genome assembly.
AUGUGGUGGCACGCCACAUACAACCGCGGGUGUGCUCAUGGAAACCUCACCGUCGGGGUCGGGGGCAUCGGCAACGCGUCCAGGACUGGCAGGCUCAUCCUGGAGGAGGACUCUGGAGCCAUCGCCAGGAUGGCCGAAAGCCCUCGCAAGCUCUCCUGGCUCAGGGCCAAAGGCGGCCUGUGGGCCACCAAGAGCGGGCACGUGAAGGUGCUGGAGCAGCUCUCGUCCUUGCGUGCCGACAUGAGCCUACCCCUGAAGGAUGAGGAGGCUGGCAAGACCCUGGCACACGUGGCGGCCGAAAGCGGACACCUUCCGGCCCUCUCGUGGCUGCUGUCGUGGCGAGUGGACAUAUCCGCGAGGGAUGCCGCGGCAAAGGUGCAGCCUCCGCUCCACGCCGCUGCAGCGGCGGGCCACGUGGAGGUGCUGAGCUUCUUGGCGCGGCAGCGGGCAGACCUGCGCGCGCGCCAGGGCAACGGCAUGCAACCCUUCGAGGUGGCCUGCGGCUCUGGGCACGCCGACGUGCUGACGUGGCUGCUGGGCCUGCGGGCCCCGAAGCUGGACGUGCGGGGCGAGGGGGGGCCGCGCUCGGUGCUGGCGGCGGCCGCUGGCGGGCACGUGCGGGUGCUGGAGCUCCUCGCCCGACGCGGCGCGCGCCCGGAAAGCCCCGGCGGCGCGCGCGAGCUGCUCCCCGCGCACGUCGCCGCGGAGGGCGGCCACGCCGAGGUGCUCGCGUGGCUGGCGGCGCGCCGGGCGCCGUUGGACUCCAACGACCCGGACGGGGCCGCGCCGGUCCACAAGGCCGCGCGCGGGGGGCACCUGGCGGCGCUGGAGGUGCUGGGCGCGCAGGGCGCCGACUUGCGC